AUGGGGCUGAAGAAAUCACCCAGCUAUAGAGAUUACUGGAGCAGUUUCCCGGAAUUUCGCGACGCGUAUAUAAGCUCAUUGAUGCCUGUAAAACGAUUCAGUUGGCUUCUUUCCAAUAUCCACUUGAAUGAUAAUGCAAUAAUACCAAAAAAGGGUGAAGCUGGUUACGAUAAGCUGUAUAAGCUAAGGCCUUUGCUAACAGCAUUGUCUCAAAAUUUUGAACGUUGCAUGAAUCCAACCAGGGAGGUAAGCAUUCACGAAUCAAUGAUUAAAUACAAGGGUAGGAGUUCUCUGAAGCAAUACCUUCCCAAAAAACCGAUCAAGAGAGGGUAUAAGGUAUGGAUACUGGCGAACAAGAAUGGAUAUUGUCAGAAGUUCCAGAUAUAUACAGGAAAAUCAGAAGAUACAGAAAAAUCUUUAGGUGCAAGAGUAGUAAAAUAUCUCCUCAAUGGCAUGGAAGACAAGCAUCACAUUGUCUACUUCGACAAUUUUUUUAAUAGCGUCCAGCUCUUAGAAGAUCUGAAAGCAAAAAACCUUCACGCUUGUGGCACAGUCAAUCCGAAUAGGAAAUUACUUCCCAAUUUCACAAGUGAUAAAGCUUUAAAACGUGGUGAAUCUCAGAUUCUAACUUCGAACACUAAUUUUGGUAGCUAUAAAAUGGCGUGA
Messenger RNA from Acanthoscelides obtectus, 666 nucleotides. Lineage: Eukaryota; Metazoa; Arthropoda; Insecta; Coleoptera; Chrysomelidae. The record is from the annotation of a GenBank genome assembly.